Messenger RNA from Mesitornis unicolor (brown roatelo), 846 nucleotides. RefSeq names its product ribosomal RNA processing 7 homolog A (S. cerevisiae) (gene RRP7A). Lineage: Eukaryota; Metazoa; Chordata; Aves; Mesitornithiformes; Mesitornithidae. Gene Ontology annotation, cellular component: CURI complex; UTP-C complex. The annotation marks the transcript as partial. Gene Ontology annotation, biological process: ribosomal small subunit assembly; rRNA processing. The record is from RefSeq and is a predicted model, not a curated record. The transcript has 5 exons.
UGAGAGUGGGGAGAGGAAUCCCUCCUGCUUUCCUCUACCGUGUGCUUUCUCUUGUUUUCCGCAUCAAGGAUGCGCUCUCUAGGCUGUUUGCCCGCUGUGGGCAUGUCCAGUCUGUGGACAUCUGUGAGAAGCCAGGGCCGGGAGAGAAGAAAGAAAAACUCGCGUCCAAAUUCUUCAACUGCAAAACUGUAAAGGGGUUUCAUGUAGCAUACGUGGUGUUCAGGAAACCAGCUGGUGUCCAGGCAGCCAAGGCCCUGUCACGGGAAGGUCCCUUGCUGAUAUCAACAGAGAGUCACCCUGUGAAAACUGGCAUUAGCAAGUGGAUCGCCAACUAUGCGGCCUCAGUCGUGGACCAGGAGAAGCUGAAGGCUGAGGUGGACGCCUACAUGCAAGACUAUGACAAAAAGAUGGCAGAGGAAGAGGCCAAAGCGGCCAAGGAGGAGGGCGUUCCAGAUGAGGAGGGCUGGGUGAAGGUAACGCGCAAGGGCCGGAAGCCCGGCAUGCCCCGGACUGAAGCUGCCAACCUGCGGGUGCUGGAGAAGGAGAAGCAGAAAAGGGCCCGCAAAGAGCUGCUCAACUUCUACGCCUGGCAGCAUCGCGAGACCAAGAGAGAGCACAUUGCCCAGUUGAGGAAGAAGUUUGAGGAGGACAAGCAGAGAAUCGCGCUGAUGCGAGCCCAGCGCAAGUUUCGGCCGUACUGAGCUGUGCUGAGCUGUUUCCUGGGGUACCUCUGCUGAAGAGGACGGGCAAGAUGCCCAUGGACUCUGUAUGCCAAAGGAUUUCAAGGAAUUGAGGCAGCUCCGGGUUGUCCCUGCCCUUGGCUCUGUGGUGGGAGAUCCCAGCAAC